AUGGUGAAUAAUGAGAAUGUGACAGAGUUCCAUGAAGGUUUCUUUGGUGCUCUCUCCUUUGAGAGCAUAUUCGUGAACCAUACUGCCGUAAAGAACGUAUCUCCAUCAGCGAUCCUGCCUCUUCGAGACCAAAUUGAAAAACUAGAAAUUUCAUUCAGUCAACUGGAAGGGUUCCCAUUCCACAGUCUCCUCAGCUUCCCUCGCCUUUCGGACCUCCGCCUUGAGAGAAACUCCUUGACCUUGGUAUCGGCUAUCCAGAGCAAGAGUCUCGAAAUUCUCUCUCUCGCUGCAAAUCCCCUUGAGAAGAUCCCUGCAGACUUGGUUACAAGCAUGACAAAUCUAAAGGAAUUCCACUGCGUCGCCUGCAAACUGGGACCCACCCUCCGAAGUCAGAUGUUGGCGUUCGCCAGCAAACAGUUAUUGAGGGUAGACUUGCAAGGGAACGAAAUUUCAAAAAUAGAACGACUCGCCAUCACAGGUCUCAUGCCGGAAACGGAACUUAUUAUGGAUGGAAACCAGAUCACCGAAUUGCCCAAGGAAGUCUUUCGCCCGCUCCUCAUGUACAAAUCUCAUGCAGAAGGGUACAUCUCUCUACAAGGGAAUCCCAUCGAGUGCAACUGCCGCUUGGCCUGGUUCAUCCACGAGCCGCACCUUAUUGGGAGUGUUCGCGGAACUUGUGAAAACGGAACGGCGUUCGCAAACGUGACACUGCAGUGCGUGGAACGCGAGGAAGCAGAUCUCUGCACCCCGGGAUCAAACAAGGAGCACAAUCCAAGAAAUGCCGCGCCGACUGAGAACAAAAGUCGAGAGUCCUCAAAAGGCACCAAGCAAUUCACAACUACCAAUCUGAUCUCUUGGGCCUACCAGAUAGCUCAAGGCAUGGAGUUCUUGGGCUCGAGAAAGCACUACCAGGAGAUGACCGAACAACAAAAUCAGAAAACAAACCCCGAGUAUUUCCAGACAAAUAAAGACUACUUACAGGGAAACCAUGAUCCACAGGCACAAGAAGAGCCCAUGGUAAACGCCAACAUGACUGACACAAAUGAUCCAAUUUCUGCAAAUGAGGAGCUUCGUCAAGUUGGAACCGAGUCAGCAACCAUAUCGAGCGUGCGAAUAGACCAUGGCCACGGAUACGAAAGGGGGCCGACCAAAGACACGAACUCGCCGUUUCAUGUACGCGACGAGUUGAAGCCGAUCGCACAGAAAGCUGCCAACGUCCUCCAUAAAUAGUCAAGAUGCCCUUGAAGAGUAUGCUAUUGGAUUGCAGUCUUCUUAC
Messenger RNA from Darwinula stevensoni, 1276 nucleotides. Lineage: Eukaryota; Metazoa; Arthropoda; Ostracoda; Podocopida; Darwinulidae. The record is from the annotation of a GenBank genome assembly.